GUAGCCAGCGGAGAAACAGAUUAUACGGCUCCACACAACUGUUGUUUUAAUCCCCUGAGCGAGGAGAUUUAGCAAGAAAAAAACACUGGCUUCAAACCCAGCAGCCAUAUUGUAUGGAAAAGCGACGGAAAGACUCCUGUUUUCAGAAAAAAGUCGUUUUCUCAGGACAUCUGUCAAGACUUUUGGGGAGUUUAAUUUUCUGCCUCACUGGCGGUGGGUCUGUGUUGCACAGCUAGCUUGGCAGCUGGCUGAGAACUUGAGAGAUUGGGACUAGUUUUUUUUUUUUUAAACCCUUUUUGCACAAUAUUGUGUUUAUUUCUUUAUUUUAAUACUGUGAAGCUAACCGCCUAAAAAUGAAGGACCGAUUGGAGCAGCUUAAAGCGGUGUGUGAUCAAGAUGAUGAUGAUGUGGAGAUUGCUGUGGACAACGCAGGCUUCAUGGAUGAGUUCUUUUCUGAGAUCGAGGUAAUCAGAAACAACAUUGAGAAAAUCGAUGAGAAUGUGACAGAAGUGAAAAAGCUUUACUCUGUCAUCUUGUCUGCUCCCACAUCAGAUCAGAAAACACAGGAGGACUUGGAGGCGAUCACCAAUGACAUAAAGAAGUUGGCCAACGGUGCGAGGAACAAACUCAAGACCAUUGAGAGAAAUCUGGAGUCAGAAGAGCAGGAGAGGGUGUCGGCUGACACGCGGAUACGUAAAUCACAGCAUGCAGUGCUGUCUAGGAAGUUUGUGGAGGUGAUGACAAAGUAUAAUGAAGCUCAGGUGGAUUUCCGGGAGAGGAGUAAAGGACGUAUUCAGAGACAGCUCGAGAUCACUGGAAAAGCAACUACGGAUGAAGAACUAGAGGAGAUGUUGGAGGGUGGUAAUGCUUCUGUGUUCACUGCAGGGAUUAUAGACUCGGGGAUCUCCAAACAAGCCCUGAAUGAGAUUGAAGCCAGACACAAAGACAUCGUCCGUCUGGAGAGUAGUAUUAAGGAGCUGCACGAUAUGUUUGUAGACAUCGCCAUGCUGGUCGAGAGCCAGGGUGACAUGGUAGAAAACAUAGAGCAGAAUAUAUCCAAGUCAGUGGACCACAUAGUAGCAGCAAAGGAGCAGACCAAAAAAGCUGUAAGGUAUCAGACCAAAGCACGCAAGAAGAUCAUCAUUAUUGCUGUGGUCUGUGCCGUGGUUCUUCUCAUUAUCCUCAUCAUCAUCCUCACCCAGACACUAUAGGGCUGAUCGCUGCCAUCAUCUCAUCAUCUGUGUAUUCAACAUCUUCACCAUUAUUCAUCAGCCUUCCUGCAGAAGGAAAAACUGAUCCUGAUCACUCCAUAUGGGUAUAAGAAUAUUUAACCUGCAGAUCUUUUCAAUCGAAUAAAACACACUGAAGGUCUCCCUCACUUUUGGACAAUUGAGGAUGCUCUCCUGUGAAUGAGGAAACAAGACCAAAGCUGACAUAUGAGGUACAUUGUCUAUUGUACCUCUGUGAAGGCGAAAAGGGAAUUGGGAAAUAAAACCUCACUUCAGUGUCACUAAACAUUUCACUGUUCAACAUUUGCUGCCAAAGAAUCAGCUGGGAAGCGUUUGUCAUCUGAAAGCUUUCAGAAGCACAUAAACCCCCUGAUUUAUUUGAGCCUUGAUAUGAUUUUAUGAUUGAAAAUCUCCCCAGUGAACUUUCACUGCUGUGGGAUUUCUUUUUGUUGUUGUUCUUGUUAGGGUUUGGGGAGUUCCAGCACUUUAACAUUUCCAAAUGCGUAGCUCAGAUAUGUGUAAUUAUCACUGGUUGUUAAAAAAACAAAUAUGAAGGAUUGCACUUAUGGGAACACAUUUCAUGAACUUACAGGCGCGUGUGAUGAACGCUCAUUACUUGCUUACUUGUAGCAGCUGAAAUUUGAUCCUUUUCACAACCCAAACCAAAGCUUUUACAUGUAUAGACACAGUUACUCCUCCUGUUAAAGUGCUGUAGAAAUAUUUCAAUGCCAAAGGAGUUUUAGAGAGUCUGGUAGUAACACUAGUGGUUUGUUUCCCGUAAGUGCCAGAAUAGUCUUUUUGUAUUUAUUCUACUGUUCUAAGACAUGUUGCUUAUGACGUCACAUACAAAUGGGCACUCUGUAAAGUAUCCGUGGCUAGUCUUGUCUUACUACUAGGAAAUGCCUUAACAGGCAUGUUUUAGGUUUUACUACUGAGUUGCCAGUUUUAGACACAGUCCUGCAGUACAUCUGAUGUUUGCGAAGGUGAUAAUGUUCAGGUUUUGUUUACACAGCCUUAGGAUGUAAUGGUUUGACAUUUUUAACAGAGGCUGUAUGUGUGCUGCUCUUUACUUCAUAGGUGUGUCUAACAUUUAGACUGCCCUCAUUAGUGAAUGUGGGGGGUGGGGACAAUAUUACAAACACCUCUUACUGUAACCAGUUCAUCCGCACCACAAAGUACGUCCUCCAAAAAGCCCAUCGAGUCUUAAUGAACAAUUUCAACUAAAAUGAACAUUAUACCUCCUUUUUUUAUUUAAAGAAGUCAUUUUAAUGUACAUAGAAAACUUGUAUUUUCAAAAAAAAGACGACAGGAUUUUUGCAGGGCUGUGUAUUAGAUCACAUUAGCUUUAGCAACAUGUACCUCCCUGUUGGAUUCAGUAAUGGUUGUCCAUCAUCAUUUCAUUCAUUUCAUUUCAGACAAUCUUUGGAACUGACAGUUUACCAAACCAAAGUGCACAGGUUGUCAUCCAGUGCCUUUAACAGGGUAAUUAAAGCACAUGAUUCCAGCCGUACAUAAAAUCAGUACCAACCAGUCAUGAGGAGAAGCCCUGACAUAAGGGAGUAGGCCGAUUUCAGUAAAACAAUGUUGUAAUUUAAGCAUUAAUUAAAUUUUAAACUGUGGUUUUGUAUGAAGCAUUUGAAAAUGAGAAUCCCGCAGCAUCAUCAUCAUUUAGGGGCACAAUCCAUUUUAUUUGAGCCGUUGACGCAGACUGGAACAUAAGAGAAAAUUGAAGCUUUUUUUUUUUACCUGUGUAAAUGUCAAUGAUUUUAUCAGAAAUUAAAGAUUUUAUGUGUUAAAUUA
This is a messenger RNA of Maylandia zebra (zebra mbuna), 3029 nucleotides long. It is a transcript of the gene stx3b, whose product is annotated as syntaxin 3b. Gene Ontology annotation, molecular function: SNARE binding; SNAP receptor activity. Gene Ontology annotation, cellular component: endomembrane system; plasma membrane; SNARE complex. The record is from RefSeq and is a predicted model, not a curated record. Lineage: Eukaryota; Metazoa; Chordata; Actinopteri; Cichliformes; Cichlidae. Gene Ontology annotation, biological process: vesicle fusion; intracellular protein transport; exocytic insertion of neurotransmitter receptor to postsynaptic membrane.